GCAACAAAAUAUAUUUAUAUUUUCUUGAGAGGUGCAGAAGAUUGUAAACUUUCUGUUUUUUUUUUGUGACACCUAAUUAGGAAAUGCGAAUAUGAAACCUGGACUCUAUGGGGAUUUGGGGGAAUUAGGAGAUGAUGACGAUGAUCAGACAUCGGGCAUUACUGAAAUGCCUGAUUUUUCAGAACACAGAGUUAUUUAUUUGAAUGCUCUUCAAAAACAAAAAUAUUGUAAUAACAGAAUAAGCACUGCAAAAUACAACGUCUUUUCAUUUUUACCCAAGUUCCUGUUUGAACAAUUCCGACGCUAUUCAAAUAUCUUUUUUUUGUUUAUAGCUCUCCUUCAGCAAAUACCUAAUGUUUCACCUACUGGUCGUUAUACAACAGGCGUCCCUUUGAUUUUCAUUUUAAGUAUAUCUGCCAUCAAAGAAAUUGCAGAAGAUAUUAAACGUCAUCUUGCGGAUGAUGGAGUAAACAAAGCUAAAGUGCAAAGCUUAAAACAUGGUCAUUGGACUUGGGUUACAUGGACAGAUGUUCAAGUUGGUGAUAUUUUAAAACUUACUAGUGGUCAGUUUUUUCCAGCUGAUAUAGUCUUACUAUCUUCAAGUGAACCACAUGCAAUGUGCUACAUUGAAACUGCCAAUUUGGAUGGAGAAACAAAUCUAAAAAUUAGACAGGGUCUUCCUCAAACGUCUCAUUGGCUGACUCCUCGAGAUUUAGGUUGUUUAUAUGGAACUUUAGAAUGUGAGCCCCCCAAUAGACAUUUAUAUGAGUUUACUGGAAAUUUAAGAAUAGCUGGGAAACAAACACUGCCUUUAGGAGCUGACCAGCUACUAUUACGAGGAGCUAAACUACGAAACACAAAUUGGGUUUUUGGUGUUGUUGUUUAUACUGGACAUGAAACAAAAUUGAUGAUGAAUUCCACUACUGCCCCUUUAAAAAGAUCUACUGUGGAUAAAAUAACAAACAACCAGAUUCUAAUGUUAUUCCUGUUACUCAUACUUUUGUGCCUUAUCAGUGCCAUAGCUAGUGAAUUAUGGACAAAAAAGCAUGCCCUUUCUGAUUGGUACUUGGGUAUUGAUGAUCUUACCAGCUCAAAUUUUGGCUACACUUUUCUAACAUUUAUCAUUCUCUACAAUAAUCUGAUACCUAUUAGUUUGCAAGUGACCUUGGAGCUAGUUCGAUAUAUGCAAGCUAUUUUCAUAAAUAUGGAUAUUCACAUGUAUGAUGAAAAAAGUAAUACACCUGCUAUGGCUAGAACGUCGAAUUUAAAUGAAGAACUAGGGCAAGUAAAAUACAUUUUCUCUGACAAAACCGGGACUUUAACAGAAAAUAUAAUGGAAUUCAAGCAGUGUUCAAUAGCUGGUGUCAAAUAUGGGGAUCCUGAGAAAGAUUUUGACAGAGAUGUCUUGAUUCAAAAUUACCUAAGUGGCCAUGCCACAGCUCCUUACAUAAGGGAAUUUUUAACUUUGAUGGCUGUUUGUCAUACUGUCGUUCCUGAAAAAGAUUCACAAUCCGAUGACGUACAAUACCAAGCAGCCUCUCCAGAUGAAGGAGCACUUGUAAAAGGAGCAAAAAAUUUAGGUUUUGUGUUUACAACAAGAACACCUGAGUAUGUCAUUAUAAAAGCUUUGGAUGAAGAAGAAGAGUAUGAAAUUCUGAAUGUUUUAGAAUUUAAUAGUGAUCGUAAAAGAAUGUCUGUAAUUGUUCGAUGUCCGAAUGGGAAAAUAAAGCUUUACUGUAAAGGAGCUGAUACAGUGAUAUAUGAAAGGUUAAGUGAACAGACACACAACAAGGAUAUAACUCUUGAGCAUUUAAAAGAUUUUGCUAGUAGUGGUUUGAGAACAUUGUGCCUUGCCGUGGCUGAAAUUUCACCAGACUUUUAUGAUGAAUGGAAAGAUACCUACCAUAAAGCUAGCACAGCUAUUCAGUAUCGAGAAAGAAAAAUGCAAGAAGCAGCUCAACUUAUCGAAACUAAUUUAAUUCUACUUGGUGCCACAGCUAUUGAAGAUAGACUUCAAGAGGGUGUUCCUGAAGCAAUUUCGGAUCUCCUAAAGGCUGAUAUCAGGUUCUGGGUAUUGACUGGAGAUAAACAAGAAACUGCAAUUAAUAUUGGUUAUUCAUGCAAAUUACUUACCCAAACUAUGGCUCUGUUAGUAAUCAAUGAAAACAGCUUAGACAACACUCGGGAAGCUAUUCGACGACAUACCCAAGAUUUUGGGGAUUUGCUCAGAAAAGAACAUGAUGUUGCUCUGAUUGUUGAUGGCAAAACUUUGAAAUAUGCAUUGUCUUCUGAUGUUCGAAGGGAUUUUGUGGAUAUUGCUAUGUCCUGCAAAAGUGUUAUUUGCUGCAGAGUUUCUCCAAUACAAAAAGCUGAAAUUGUGGAUAUGGUUCAUAUGGCUACUCAUUCUGUGACUUUAGCUAUUGGAGAUGGAGCAAAUGAUGUAGCUAUGAUUCAGUCUGCUCAUGUUGGUAUUGGAAUAAGUGGAGUGGAAGGUUUACAAGCUACUUGCGCCUCUGAUUAUUCAAUUGCUCAGUUUCGUUAUUUGACUCGUCUCUUGUUUGUCCAUGGAGCUUGGAGUCAUGCACGAUUAUGCAAGCUUAUUUUAUAUUCCUUUCACAAAAAUAUCUGUUUAUAUGUCAUAGAGCUAUGGUUUGCAAUAGUCAGUGGCUGGUCUGGUCAAACUCUUUUCGAACGGUGGACGAUCGGCUUAUAUAAUGUGAUAUUUACAGCUGCUCCGCCGUUGGCUAUAGGUUUGUUCGACCGUACCUGUAGUGCAGAAACCAUGCUUAAAUUUCCUGCUUUGUAUAAAACAUCACAGUCAUCAGAAUUCUUUAAUGUUCAAGUUUUUUGGGUUUGGAUUUUUGAUUCAAUUGCUCAUUCUAUACUAUUGUUUUGGCUAACAUACUUGAGUGUUGAUCAUGAUAUUGUUUGGGCUAACGGAAGAGAUGGUGGCUAUCUUCUUUUUGGAAACAUGGUUUACACUUUUGUGGUGAUAACUGUUUGUAUGAAAGCUGGUUUAGAAAUGAAUGCUUGGACAUGGCUUACUCAUUUGGCCAUUUGGGGAAGUAUAGCUAGCUGGUUUAUUUUCUUGUGGGGUUAUAGCAAUAUGUGGCCAACUUUUCCUAUUGCAGCAGAUAUGGUUGGCAUGGACCAAUUUUUAUUGUCAUCAGGAGUAUUUUGGAUGGGUGUUAUAAUUAUUCCAUUUUUUACUCUCCUUGGAGAUUUUAUCUUUAAAGUGUUAAGAAGAUCAGUAUCUAAAAGCUUAGCAGAAGCAGUUCGAGAAAGUGAAAUUGCAAAAGCUGAUCCUGCCACAGUUAUUGUACAUGCAACAAGACAGAGACUUACUGAGACUGCAAGAUUGUUGAAGAAUGUAUUUAGGAGGCCAUCAUCACAUGUAUCUACUGUUCCUUUAGAGAUGGAACUUCAGCAGACGUAUGCGGAAAAUAGACUUUUUAAUGUUUGGGAAAGUUUGAUUUCUAGUGUUUCUGAAAUGCAUGGAUUUGCAUUUUCUCAAGAAGAACAUGGUGCUGUACCUCAGGCUGAAUUGAUUCGUGUUUAUGAUACAACCAAAACAAAACCACAGGGGAUCUGAGGGUCACCAUUAUAUUUGUAUACUAUGAUACUGCUGCCACACUCUGUUUGAAACUUAAUGUUCAUCAAUUCACUCUUGAGCAAGAAAGAGUUUUGGUCUCGUGGCAUACUUGGCAAAUAAAAUUUUUCAUGUAAUAGAUGCACUUUUUUUAUACUGAUAAGAAAAUGUGUAUUGAAAAUGUAUUAUUUCUGCAGAAUUUGAAAUUGCCAAAUUUCAUAGACUAUAUUGUUUCAUUUAUUAAAACCUAUGAAAAAAGUUGUUUGUUAACUAAUUAUUAAUUUUAUUAUAACAGAAUAUAAAAUUUACUCUUAAGUUAUUACAUUUUGCAUCGCUGAAUGUGUGCUUUUAAAUUUAAAUGUCAGGAUAAAUAUAUAUUAGAUAUAAAAUAAUGCAUUUAAUGCAAGUCCCAAACUGAAACUAAUGUGUGGCAUUUACUGUGAUAUCUAGUCGGGUUUAUUUCUUUAUAUGUUAUAAAAUGUUUUAUAAUCAGCAGUUGUGACAUUAUAUAAAUAUAUUUAAUUUAUUGUUGCUCAUUUGAUAGAAGUAUUAUGAUGUGUUUGUUUGUCAUAUUUAAUCUGCAUAUCAAUGCUUUAUAUGUAGUGAAUGUUCAUUAUUGUUAUUUUUGUCCUCAAAAAGUGUCGUCUGUAUUAAGAAAACAUUGUCAUUGUCUCAAAUGUUAUUCUUGUAGGCAGAGAAUGUGUGUUACAGUUUUCACUUGAUCGUGUUAAUAUUACUUAUGCUAAUCAUCAAAUGAAUCAGUUUUGUCCUUCAAUGUAGCUUACUGAUUAAUCAACCUUCUUAUUGCAAAUAUCACAUUAUUAAGUUUAAUCAUUUACUGUAAAACUUUUAGAGUUAUAGGAACGGGAUUCCAUCGUUAACUGUUUUUUUAUGAAUAUGGGGAUAAAAUAUGUUGUUUUUAUGUAUAUUUUAUUAGCAUAUAAAAUUUUUUUAUAUAUUUUAAUACUUGGUUAUUAAAUAACAGAGUAAGUUUCAAAAAUGUCUCUUAGUUCACCUGCACUUGUCUUUUUUAAAAAAAACUGAAAUUAAAAAACUUUUUUAACCAAUUGGAAUCCAAUUUAUUUAAAUACCAGACUCAGAGGAAACAGCUAAAUUAAAAGCUGGUAAGGUUUUGGUUAAAGAUUAUUGUUUUUGUUUUUUUAUGUAAGUGAUUAGUUACUAAAUCAAAUUUAAUACCUACUUUAUGUUAUCUCUUUCUGAAAUAAACUGAUUGCAGCAUACUUAUGCCACCACUUAUUAUUUAUUUGAAAUAAAUGUGUGUCUAAUUCAUCAAAUGAUGCCAUUGAGUUAAUGUGACAUAUUUUAACCUCAAAUUCCCAAAUUAAUAGCACUAAGUUUCUGUCAAAUAUCUGCCAUUCACCAAUAGAAUUUUUUUUUUUUUAUGUUGUCCCAAAUAACAAAACAUAAUAAAAAUCAAUAAUUUUGUGUUGCAAAUUGUAUUUGUUUGUAGCUUAAAUUCUCUUUUCUGUAGUGUUUGUUUUGUUAAGCAUAUAUUAAUGUAUACAAUUAAAAAUUUGUAUUUAUUAUGCAAAACAUCUCCUUUUAAAACGUUAAAGAACUGGAUACAGUAUUUUAUCAUUAUAACAAUAUUUUUAUACACCUUUAAAUCUAAAGGUGAUUUUUACACUCGUAUUCUACGAUCUUUACCAUUUUUAACCAAAUCUACAUCAUCAGUGGUGCAAUAGCUUCCUAUUUCAUGGGAAUAUGCUUAGUUUCUUGUAUUUUCAUGUACAGAUUUCAAAAUUAGAAAAUAAGCAUUAAAUAUAUUGCGUGAAGUAAUCUAAAAAUUUCUGCAAUGCAAUGUAAAUGUUGACAUAUCGCUAAUGCAAGAAACGAUACUUGGGUUUUUGUUCAAGUGGUUAAAAUAUCAUAGAAAGUUUUGUACUUGCAUUAUUUAAUAACUCUUAAAAGUUUAAAAAGUGUUAAGCAUUUAAAAGAAUUUAAACUUCAAUCGAAAUAUUUGGUAUAUAUAUAUAUAAUUUUAUUUGGAUCUUUUGUUGGAUUGUUUGAAUUAUGUGUUAAAUAUCAAAAUACUUGUAUUUUCUUAAUUUGUUAACGGGUCAAUUGUAAAAAGUAAUUAAAUUUAAAGAUGGAUACAAUAAAAAAAUUCAGAAAAUAGGUUUGGUAUUAAAUUGAAAUAGCACACUGAAAAGUGUUGUACAAGCUCAAAAGUAAUAUGAUGGAAAAUUUUGAAAGAAUAUUGUAUUUUCAAAAUAUACAAUAUCUUGUGAAAGAUUUUUAAAAUGUUUGUUUUAGAUUUUAAUUAAACCUCUUUCAAGACAAUUUUAGGUUUUAAAAAAAUGCUUGUUUGAACCAAAAUUUAAAAAAGAAAUGUUUAUUCUCUUUUAAUCUGUUAUCCAGUUAAAUCUUAUCUGGAAAAAAACUACCGAAACAAUCUAAACUGCACAUUGUAGUUACAUAAGUAGAUACAUUAAUAUGUUUAAUUAGAGUAAGCGUUCUUCAGUUUGUAAUUAAAAUUUAUUAAAGAUUUGUUGUGUUAAAAAAUAUUUGAUUUUUUGUAAAUUAAUUUAUAUAUUUCAAAACAUCACAUUUUUAGAAACGCUAUAUUUGAAAAGAAAAAAAAUUCUACCUACCUUAUCACUGUUCAUCAAAAAGGUCAUUCUAUAAUAUUUUUAUUUAUUUAUUAAUAAACUAUUCUUUAACAAUAUAGAGUUAGACAGAAGUCAUACAGAUUUUCACUCGUAUUAUUUUGCUGCUAAUGCCGACGGAGUUUUUUUUUUUAUAUAUAUAUUUUUAUUCGAAUUUGACUUUGAAUAUUCUAAUGUUAUUGUUCAUAGUUAUAUAAAUAUAUCUAAUAUUCAAAUUUAAUUUAUUUCGACUUGUCAUUGUUGAUUUUAGUUUUAAGUUUAUGCAAUUUUUUGUGCUCUAAACUAAUUGUUGUUACUACUGCAAUUGAAUGUAAAUAUUAUAUCUUUGUGUGUGUGUUGAUGUAGAACAAAAUGAUUAGGUACCACUUAUUUUCCAUAUGGUAUUUUUGAAAGUUUAUGCAUCCUCUCUUCUUGUAUCUAGACUUAGAUAAAAAAAGAAUGAAAAAAAAAUCCUUAUUCACCUAUUCUAUCACCUCACUCAUUCUAUAAACAUUCCAUUUUAAUAGUGUAUAAUAAUGUGUGGGUGUUUUUAUAGUUUUUGAGAACAAAAGUAGUUCUUUGUAUCUUUGAUUUGAAUGUAGUGGUAUAGUACUAAUUUUUUUAUUGAAUUUGUUGUCAAUUUAUUUUAUUUUUCACUUGUCUUAUUUUUCCUUAAUGUUUUGAUCAAAUUUUAUGAACAGUUUGUAUUGCUAAUUUUAUGAUCCUUUUGUGCUUCUGAAUUUUUUUAGCAUUUUUUGUUACGAACUGUGUGUGAUUUCACAAAUAGAUGCUUUCUACCAGAUAUAAAAUUAUAAUAAAAAAUCUAAAAGUU
This is a messenger RNA of Parasteatoda tepidariorum (common house spider), 7030 nucleotides long. It is a transcript of the gene ATP8A, whose product is annotated as ATPase phospholipid transporting 8A1. Gene Ontology annotation, cellular component: trans-Golgi network; plasma membrane. Gene Ontology annotation, molecular function: ATP binding; magnesium ion binding; ATPase-coupled intramembrane lipid carrier activity. The record is from RefSeq and is a predicted model, not a curated record. Gene Ontology annotation, biological process: phospholipid translocation. Lineage: Eukaryota; Metazoa; Arthropoda; Arachnida; Araneae; Theridiidae.